Molecule: messenger RNA, 10852 nt
Organism: Elaeis guineensis (African oil palm)
Lineage: Eukaryota; Viridiplantae; Streptophyta; Magnoliopsida; Arecales; Arecaceae
Product: BEACH domain-containing protein B
Molecular function (GO): protein binding
Source: RefSeq, a predicted model, not a curated record
GGUCAACCGUGCCCAAGCCGCGGCUCGGCGGAAAGGGGAAGUGGUGCGAUUGAUUCCCCUGCGCAUGCCCCGGCUCCUCACAUCCCAACUCGAUCCCGAUCGCCUUCCUCCGCCCCGUUCCUCCGCCUUCCCUUUCCGCUUCUCCUUUCCGGCGGUCAUAUCGGCGGUGGUUCUCUGCGGCCCAGGUUUCCGGUUCUCAAUCCCAUCGGAAACUCAUUGGCAGGUUAUGAAUUUAAAAAUGGAAGACUUGUGAUGGGGCACAGAAGUACUUAUUCUUUCUGCAUGUUUCGAUUGGGGGUUUCAAGGGGGUCUAUGACUCACAAAUUGGAUUAUCAAGCAUGAACAUUGUCAAGGGCGUUGCUGAUCUUAUUAGGAGAUCAUCUGGUGGCCAAACCGGGGAGGGUGGCUCGUGGGUUCAUGCAGACAAGUUCUCCGCGCCCUCUCCAAGGUUCCGUUUCGGGGAUAUUGGUGAGGAGGCAGUCUUGAGUACAUUUUGGCAGAGAUACGAGAAUGCCAUUGAUAAGACAGAAAAAAAGAAUCUUUUACAAGUUUUUCUCCUGCACUUUAUACAAACAUACAAAAAUUGGGAGCCUGUGCUUGGUGGCCAGUUACCCGCUGAGCGAGCGUCAGGAUCCGAGGAGAUAAUUCUGGGAUGCUCUGCUGGGCAUCCUUCUGAGGUUAUUCUUAUUCUAAUCCAAGAGAUUGCCCGGAUAUCUUCUCUUGUGGCUGAGUUGAACAAUAGUGCUGCACAAGCUAAUGCUGACCUUUCAGAGCCAUCAACAAGCUUAACUUUCAGCACGGAAGCUCUGUAUGUUUUAAACUGCCUAACAAUUGUAACUCGUUCAAUACACAAUUGCAAAGUAUUUAGCUAUUACGGAGGGGUGCAGAAGAUCAUUGCGCUUUUGAAAGCUGCAGUUGUACAGCUCAAGACUUUGACCAGUGCACUUGCUGUAGAUGAACAGUUAUCAAGUUCUAGUGUAGAGAAGACCAGGACAUUGCAAAACUUACUAGUAUAUAUUGUUUCAGUAGUUUUUAUUUUUGUGGAAUUGCAUUCAAGUGCAACCAUGAAGAAUCAGGUGGUAGAUAUUGUUAAAUAUUUACCUUCAAAGGAUAAUCUACUUGGGGUUCGUUCAAGUAAUCCAAAGAGCCUGAUCUCUGAGAAAAAGCUUGAUUGGAAGCAAAAGGCGAUUGUGUUAGUGAUGGAAGCAGGUGGAGUCAAUUGGUUAGUAGAGCUUUUGCGAGUCAUUAGACGACUGAACCUUAAGGAGCAAUGGACUGAUCUGUCACUCCAUUAUUUAGCUCUGGGAACUCUAAGAUCAGCUCUGUCCGAAAAUCCGCGAGCACAAAAUCAUUUCAGAAGCAUUGGAGGACUCGAAGUUCUGUUGGAUGGACUUGGACUUCCAUCAAGCAAAUGUUCAGUUUCAAGGCAAACCAUUCUUUCUGGAGAUGAAAGAAGUGGAAUUUUCCAGCUCCAAAUUCUUUCAUUGGAAGUCUUAAGGGAGUCUACCUUUGGCAACUUGAACAAUAUACAGUUUCUAUGCGAAAAUGGACGCAUACAUAAAUUUGCAAACAGCAUAUGCUGGCCUGCUUUUAUGCUUCAGGAGUUUAAUCGACGAACGAUGAGUUCAUCUGUGCAUGAAUCUCAAGUGGUCAAUUUGAACUCUACCAAAAACAGCGAUGAAAGGAUAUUUUCAGCAGAGACUCCCGCUCAAGAUGAAAUGUACUAUCUUAACAUAACAGAAUGGAAAGCAUAUUGUAUCAAAUUGAGCAGAGCACUUUGUUCUUUCCUCCUUGCUCUGGAAGAUAUCAACUUUCAUCACAGUCAGGCGUCUGUUGGUCAGAGUUCCCUACCUGCCUCGCUGGCAUAUUGGGAACUUUCUAUGAGAUGGGUCGUGAAGGUUCUUCUUACAGUUUUUCCAUGCAUUAAGGCCUGUGCUACUGAAAGCCAAUUACCUAAGCAUAUAAGGAUUUUAGCCAAUACUUUGCAACAUUACAUCCUUUGUGCAUUUAGAAAGGUUCUUGUUUCUGCGCCAGUUCUACUUGAAACCUUCCGGGAGGAGCGAAUUUGGGACUUAAUUUUUUCAGAGAAAUUCUUCUAUUUUAGGCCAUCUUUAGAAGAAGUCGAUGAGGAGAUUCAUGCACAUAGUGACAGUGUUCUGGUCAACUCUGAACUACCUUCUACCGCUGAGAGCUCCAAGGAUCAAGCAAAACCGAUCAAAGUAGACAUUCUUCAAGUGGAAGCCAUUUCCUUCUUGGAGUUUGUUGCAACUCUAAGCGGAAAUACAAAUAACUUGCCAGAAUGCUCUGUGUUAUUGGAGACACUUGAACAGUCUGCUUGUAAUCCUGAAAUAGCCAUUAUUCUUUUAAAGAGCCUCCAUCGGAUUCUACAACUUGCGGUUGAGCAAAGUCUUGCUUCUUUCAAGCCACUGAAUGCAAUUGCUCGAGUGCUCAAGGUUGCAUGCAUUCAAGCUCAAGAGCUCAGAAAGUUUACUUAUUUAAGCCCUCUUGCUGAAGAUGAAUUUAAUGAAGGGAGCAAAUUCAAAAGAGAUGGGACAGCUUCUUCAGUUGAGACAGCUGAGGAUUGGAUCAUAUGCAUGGAGUCCUCCUUCGAGGUUUUCACAGAAUAUCUUCGUAUAGCUGAGAAUGGGAAAAGUUUGGUUUUGCAUAAUUCCGAGUGCACUGAUUGUUUGUUUGAUUUAUUUUGGGACAAGAAUCUUCGAAAGCCUGUGUUGGAGCAAAUUCUUGGAUUAUUUAAGUUGCCUCCAUCAUCUGCAGAAGAUCACACAGCAAAGUUGCAGCUUUGCUCCAAAUUUCUGGAAACCUUCGCUCAUGCAAAGGAAAGGGAAAAGUGUUUUGUGGAAUUGUCAAUUGAUCUAUUGAUUAGCAUGAGAGAGAUUAUUUUGAUUGAUAAAGCGUACUUUCAGAGUUUGUUUCGUAGUGGCGAGUGCUUUUUGCACAUUGUCUCUUUGUUAAAUGGGACUCUUGAUGAGAGAAGGGGGGAGCAGUUAGUCCUUAAUGUUCUUCAGACAUUAACAUUGUUGUUGACUGGAAAUGAUGAUUCGAAGGUUGCCUUUAGAGCACUUGUUGGUGUGGGAUAUCAAACGUUACAGAGUUUGCUCUUGGACUUCUGCAAGUGGCAAUCAAGUGAUGGACUUCUGACUGCACUUCUUGACAUGCUUGUGGAUGGGAGGUUUGACAUGAAAGAGAGAACUGUUAUAAAGAAUGAAGAUGUGAUUAUACUUUUUCUCAAUGUUUUGCAAAAGAGCAGCACCUCACUGCAGCAUUAUGGACUUGAUGUCUUCCAUAGUUUGCUAAAAGAUUCCAUCGUGAAUCGAACUUCAUGUUUCAGAGCAGGAAUCCUUAGUUUCCUUCUAGAUUGGUUUUCUGUAGAAGAAAGAGAGGACAUAAUUUCAAAAAUUGCUCAGUUAAUCCAGAUCAUUGGUGGGCAUAGUAUAUCAGGGAAGGAUAUACGCAAAAUAUUUGCUCUUCUUCGCAGCGAAAGGAUUGGAUCUGCACCAAAGUGCUCGCUACUUUUGACAAGUGUUCAGUAUAUGCUCAAGGAAAAAGGACCUGAGGCAUUUUUCGAGUUCAAUGGCCACAAAUCUGGAAUUGUGAUCAAAACUCCAUUGCAAUGGCCAUAUAAUAAAGGAUUCUCUUUUUCAUGUUGGCUAAGGAUAGAGGACUUUCCUGAGAGUGGCAUAAUGGGGCUUUUUUCUUUUCUUACUGAUAAUGGAAAGGGAUGCUUGGCAAUGCUUGGGAAUGGCAUGCUGAUUUUUGAGUCCAUUAACCAGAAAAGGCAAUCUAUUCUACUACCUCUAAAUCUUCUUCCCAAGAAGUGGCAUUUCCUUUGUAUCAUUCAUAGCAUAGGAAGAGCAUUCUCUGGGGGGAGCUUACUCCGGUGUUAUGUUGAUGGUGAUCUCAUAUCCUCUGAAAAAUGCAGGUAUGCAAAAGUUAGUGAGGUUAUGACACGCUGUACCAUAGGAAUGGAACUUAGACCUACUGAUGAAGAGCUCCACUCAUUCAAAUUUGGAAAAAUGUUUCCCUUUUCUGGUCAAAUCGGUCCAAUCUACAUGUUUGGUGAUGCCCUUUCUUCUGAGCAAGUAAGGGGUAUAUAUUGCCUUGGUCCAAGUUACAUGUAUUCAUUCCUUGGUGACGAAAUCAUCCUUGCUUCUGACAAUUCGAUCUAUAAUGGAGUUCUAGAUGCAAAAGAUGGCCUUUCAGCAAAGAUCAUUUUUGGCUUGAAUGCACAGGCUAGCGAUGGUAGGUCUUUAUUCAAUGUGUCCUUAAUGCUGGAGAAUUCUUCUGAGAACUUAUUUGAAGCUGUAAUUAUGGAUGGGACGAAGUUAUGCUCUCGUCGCUUAUUGCAAGAGAUUAUAUACUGUGUUGGUGGUGUGUGUGUGUUUUUCCCAUUUUUGAUACAGUUUGAUAGGUCUGUAACAGAUAAUGGGCAGUUUGACUAUUCAUUGAUCAGAUCUUUUACGAGUGAUAAACGUGCAGCUGAAGUUAUUGAGCUUGUUGCAUCUGUUUUAGAUGGGAAUGUCCCAAAUCAACAACAGAUGCUUCUUCUUUCGGGAUUUUCUAUCCUAGGCUUCUUAUUUCAAUCUGUUCCACCGCAGCAAUUGAAUAUGGAAACACUUUCAGCCUUAAAGAAUAUGUUUGAUGUCUUGAGAAAUUGUGGCAUGUCUGAAAUGCUACUAAAAGAUGCCAUGUUAAGAAUGUACUUGAAUCCUCAUAUUUGGGUCUAUGCAAAUUAUGAAGUGCAAAGGGAUCUUUACAUGUUCCUAAUUCAAUAUUUUGAGAAUAAUAGAACCUUGUUACCAACAUUAUGUGGGCUGCCUCGGAUUGUAGAUAUGAUAUGCCAGUUCUACUGGGAUAAAGCAGAUUCUCGGACUGCUGUUGGGGCCAAGCCUCUUUUGCAUCCAGUAACUAAGCAAGUAAUUGGAAUGAGACCAGGCAUUGAAGAAGUUCAUAAGAUACGUCUUCUUCUAUUAAGUCUUGCAGAAAUGAGUUUGAGGCAAAAAAUUUCACCACCUGAUAUAAAGGCUCUUAUUGCCUUUUUCGAGAGAAGUCAGGAUAUGGUAUGCAUUGAGGAUGUGUUGCACAUGGUUAUUCGUGCUCUUUCUGAGAAGCCUCUGCUAGCUUCUUUUCUUGAUCAAGUAAAUCUGCUUGGCGGUUGCCACAUUUUUAUAAAUCUCCUUCAGAGGGAUCUGGAGACAAUCAGGCUGCUAGGAUUGCAGUUUCUUGGGAAACUCUUGGUGGGACUUCCAUCUGAGAAGAAAGGAACAAAGUUUUUCAGCCUCUCCGUCGGACGGUCUAAAUCUCUCUCUGAAAGUCAAAAGAAAGGAGGUACCAUGAGGCUACAACCAAUUUUCUCUGCAAUAUCUGAAAGAAUUUUCAAAUUUCCAUUGUCAGAUCAUCUACGUGCCAUGCUAUUUGAUGUUCUUCUUGGGGGUGCUAGUCCUAAACAGGUCUUACAGAAACAUAGUCAUUCAGAAAUGCUAAAGAAUAAGAAAAAUAGCUCCACAGGCUUCUCUUCUCAUUUUUUCCUUCCUCAGAUUUUAGUUUGCAUCUUCAAAUAUUUGGCAAUUUGCAAGGAUACUUCAACUCGGGCUAAAAUUUUAAGGGAUCUUCUUGAUCUGCUUGACUCAAAUCCUUCAAAUAUUGAAGCCCUGAUGGAACAUGGUUGGGCUUCCUGGUUAGAAACAUCUGUGAGGCUUGAUGUCUUUAAAAACUACAAUAUGGUGUCCAAAGUCCAAGCUGAUAGUUCAAUGAUUAAUGAAUUAGUUCUUGUGAGAAACUUAUACUGUGUUGUUCUUUCUCACUAUUUAUAUUCUGUAAAAGGUGGCUGGCAUCAGUUGGAGGAGACUAAAAAUUUUCUACUGCUUAAAUUUCAACAGGGAGGACUGCCAUAUUCACGUUUGCUUCGGGAUAUUUUUGAAGAUACUAUUGGAUGUCUGAUUGAAGUAUCUUCUGAAGAAAACAUAUUAAUUUCACAACCAUGUCGUGAUAAUACACUAUAUCUUCUGAAACUAGUUGACGAGCUUCUUAUCAAUGAAAGUAGCACUAAACUUCUGUUUCCUGGCGUUGGAAUCUCUUUGGGCUUUUCUUCUGACGGCCUACAAACAGAGUGUCAAAAAGAUAUCAGUUCUGCCGUAACUGAGAUAUUAAAUCUUGUGCAUGAUGAUCAACUUCCAAGAAUUCCAUCGACUCAACUGUCUGCUACUGAGGAAUUUGAUGAGAUGGUAAAUGAGUGGUGGAAUUUAUAUGAUAAAACAUGGAUUCUUAUUAGUGAAAUGUAUGGGAAAGGGCCAAGUAAGAUGUUACCCAAAGGUUCAGCUGUGGGAGGCCCAUCUUUUGGACAAAGAGCACUUGGGUUAGUAGAGUCCUUAAACAUUCCUGCUGCUGAAAUGGCUGCUGUAGUUGUAUCCGGAGGAAUUGGCAAUGCGUUGGGUGGAAAGGCAAACAAAUAUGUUGACAAAGCUAUGCUGUUAAGAGGAGAGAGGUGCCCAAGAAUUCUUUUCCAUCUUGUAAUCUUGUACCUUUGUAAAGCUAGUCUGGAAAGUGCAUCAAGAUGUGUUCAACAGUUUAUUUCACUGCUGCCAUGUCUUCUUUCAUCUGAUGAUGAUCAAAGCAGGAACAAGCUGCAGUUUUUUAUUUGGAGUUUACUCGCACUGAGAUCACAGUAUGGAAUGUUGGAUGAUGGAGCUCGUUUUCAUGUUAUAUCACACCUGAUUCUUGAAACUGUCAGCUUUGGGAAGUCUAUGCUUGCCACUAGUAUUAUGGGUCGGGAUGAUUCAGUAGAAGUUAGCAGCAACACGAAGGAAGCUGGAUUCAUUUAUAAUCUAAUUCAAAGAGACCGAGUUCUUGCAUCGGCAGUUGAUGAGGCAAAAUACCUGAAGUCUAUUAAGGAUGACCAUAUAAAGCAGUUGCAGGAGUUUCAUGUUAAACUUGAUGAGCAUUCUCUUACAGAGAUGAACCAAUGGAAGACCUUGGAGGAUGAAAUUCAGUCUAACAUGAAUGCAAUCCUUUCUUCAGAUGAUACCAGAAAAGCUGUUUUUCGGCUUGCUUAUGAUGAAGACCAGCAAAUUAUUGCUGAUAAAUGGAUACAUAUGUUCCGUGCUUUGAUUGAUGAAAGAGGUCCAUGGUCUGCCAAUCCUUUUCCAAAUAAUAUUGUGACACACUGGAAACUUGAUAAGACAGAGGAUACCUGGCGACGCAGACUCAAACUCAAGCGUAAUUAUAAAUUUGAUGAACAACUUUGUCAUUCUUCAACAACUAAGUUAUCCACUGAGACCAGCCAACCUGUAAGCGAAUGCCCUACCGGCAGUGGGGCUAAUAUUCCUGAGAAAAUGAAGCACUUUCUUUUAAAGGGGGUGCGAGGAAUUGCUGAAGAAAGGAAUUCAGAGCCAAGCGAGCAUGCCAGUGACUUAACUACACCAAUUGACUCCAGCCUAAAUAAUUCUUUAGAUAAUCAGCGUUCAGAUUAUCUGAAAGAUUGCACUGACCAAGUGGAUAAUAUUCAGGAUAAAAGGGAAUUUUCCCCUGGUACCACAGAUAAUGAUUCGACCGAGGUUCAUCUGCAAGUUCCUUGUGUGCUUGUAACACCAAAGAGAAAAAUGGCAGGGCAUUUAGCAAUCAUGCAAAGUGUACUGCAUUUUUUUGGUGAGUUUUUAGUUGAAGGUACAGGUGGAUCAUCUGUUUUCAAUAAGUUUCAAGAUCUCCGAAACUCAGAUUCAAGCAAAUAUGACCAAAUGGGAGGAAACCAAAAGGAGAAGCUGCAAAAAGGGUCAAUAAGUCUUGAUGCAGAUCAUGGAAAAGGGAAUGCAGUUGAUAUCAUGGACUCAGAUGCUUCAAAAUAUAAUCAGCCCAAUAAAAUCAAACGCCACCGAAGAUGGAAUGUUUCCAAGAUAAAAGCAGUUCAUUUGACUCGAUACUUGUUACAAUAUACUGCAAUCGAGGUCUUUUUUAAUGAUUCAACUGCUCCUAUUUUUUUGAACUUUGCUUCCCAAAAGGUUGCGAAACAAGUUGGAACAUUGGUAGUCUCUUUCAGGAAUGAAUCCUUAUUCCCGAAAGGAAGCUCCAGAGAUAGAAAUGGAAUUAUUUCUUUCAUUGAUAGACGUGUAGCAGUUGAGAUGGCUGAAAAUGUUAGGGAAAGUUGGAGAAGAAGGGAAAUUAGCAACUUUGAAUAUGUAAUGAUUCUCAAUACUCUUGCUGGCAGAUCUUAUAACGAUUUGACUCAAUAUCCUGUUUUUCCCUGGGUGUUGGCUGAUUAUUCAUCAGAAAUACUUGAUUUUAACAAGUCAACUACUUUUAGGGACCUUUCAAAACCAGUUGGUGCACUAGAUUUGAAACGAUUUCAGGUUUUUGAAGAUAGAUAUCGUAACUUUUGUGAUCCUGAUAUUCCUAGCUUUUACUAUGGAUCUCAUUAUUCCAGCAUGGGUAUUGUGCUUUAUUACCUGCUUAGGCUAGAACCUUUUACCACUCUCCACCGUAGCUUGCAGGGUGGUAAAUUUGAUCAUGCGGACCGUCUUUUCCAAAGCAUUGAGGCCACUUAUCGUAACUGCUUGUCCAAUACAAGUGAUGUGAAGGAACUCAUACCUGAAUUCUUUUAUAUGCCUGAUUUUCUUAUCAAUUCAAAUUCUUAUCACCUUGGCGUUAAGCAAGAUGGUGAACCCUUAGGUGAUGUUGCUCUCCCACCAUGGGCAAAGGGUUCUCCUGAAGAAUUCAUACAUAGGAAUCGAGAAGCCCUAGAGAGUGAAUAUGUGAGUUCUAAUCUCCAUCACUGGAUUGAUUUGGUGUUUGGUUACAAGCAACGUGGAAAGCCUGCUGUGGAGGCAGCAAAUAUAUUUUAUUAUUUAACAUAUGAAGGUGCUGUUGACUUGGAGAACAUGGAUGAUAUAUUGCAAAAAUCUGCAAUUGAAGACCAGAUUGCAAAUUUUGGCCAGACACCGGUCCAAAUUUUUCGUAAAAAACAUCCAAGAAGAGGGCCUCCAAUUCCUAUUGCUCAUCCCUUAUACUUUGCCCCUGCAUCAAUAACAUUGACUUCCAUUACUCCUAUUGCAACCAAUCCCCCAUCUGCUAUACUUUUUAUUGGUUUGGUGGACUCAAAUAUUGUCAUGGUGAACCAAGGGUUAGUCUUGUCAAUAAAAUUGUGGUUGACAACACAGUUGCAGUCCGGUGGAAACUUCACAUUUUCUGGAUCCCAGGAACCAUUUUUUGGAAUUGGUUCUGAUGUUCUUCCUCCUCGGAAAAUUUGUACUCCCUUGGCUGAAAAUAUUGAAUUUGGAAGACGGUGCCUGGCAACAAUGCAAAAUCCUAAUGAAAACUAUUUGAUCUCAUGUGGCAAUUGGGAUAAUAGCUUCCAAGUAAUAUCCCUAAAUGAUGGAAGGAUUGUGCAACGCAUCCGACAGCACAAAGAUGUUGUCAGUUGUCUUGCAGUGUCAUCUGAUGGAAAUAUCCUUGCUACUGGAAGUUAUGAUACGACAGUCAUGGUAUGGCGAACAUGUAAGGGUAGAUCCAUAGAGAGGAGAUCCCGAAAUAUUCAAACUGAGUUGCCCCGAAAAGAUUAUGUCGUCAUUGAAAGCCCCUUCCAUAUCCUUUGUGGUCAUGAUGACAUCAUCACAUGCUUAUUUGUUAGUACAGAACUUGAUAUAGUUAUCAGCGGGUCAAAAGAUGGUACUUGUAUUUUCCACACCUUGCGUGAAGGAACAUAUGUACGGUCCAUCCAGCAUCCAGCUGGUUGUGCAUUAUCAAAGUUAGUCGCAUCGCAACAUGGAAGACUAGUCAUCUAUGCUGAUAAUGACCUGAGUUUGCAUUUGUAUUCUAUUAAUGGAAAACAUAUUGCCUCUUCUGAAUCUAAUGGUCGUCUCAGCUGCAUUGAACUUAGUAGUUGUGGAGAUUUUCUUGUGUGCGCUGGUGAUCAUGGACAAAUAAUUUUGCGAUCCAUGCAUUCACUUGAUGUUAUGAGAAAGUAUGAAGGAGUUGGGAAGAUAAUAACAUCUCUAGUGGUGACUCCUGAAGAAUGUUUCUUAGCUGGGACCAAAGAUGGAAGUCUUCUUGUAUAUUCUAUAGAAAAUCCUCUGCUCCGUAAAGGUAGCCUUUCACGGAAUGUUAAGUCAAAAACAUCUACAACAGGUUAGUUAAUGAAAUUGUAGCUACGGUGUUCACCAGCAGUGCUUGCCGGAGGUGCGAUCAAAGAUACAGGAUAUAUUCCUACAACGAAAAGAACAACCAUGAUCGUGAUGUUGUGGUGUCAAUAGCUCUGCAGACCUCUAAGAUUCCGAUCCUUAAAUAGUGUUGGCGGAGCUUGUACAGGUUUGUCUGUAUCUUAAUGAGAAUGAAUUGACUGCCCGAUGGAAAUGAAGUGACAGUUAUGUGUGCGCGUUGAGUCUUACAUUCUUUCACUGUAAAAUAUGACGUGGACUUGAUUAUCAUGUCAUCAAUUAUAGAUAGAAAUACCUAUAGUUCAAUUCAAAUCCUCUCUCAUUGUACCCUUGCAUCCUGGGGUGGUGCAUAUGGGAAUAAGUGUUGUAUUACAAGAAUCUACAGUGUUUUAUUUCUGCAUUGAAUUUAUUUGUAUACACAGUUGUGGGGCUUUUGAGCACGUUGUAAAUGUUUGAGCGACAGUUUCUUCUAAAGAGGGCUAUUCAGCAUCCGAAUUUGAGCCGGUGGUAGGUUGAAAUAAAUCUUUCGAGGGAUAAUCUUAGGCAUCAUAUUUUCCUUACCGUAUGCAGGUUUUAUAUUUGUUACUGUAAGAACCCGUCACAUCUUUUAUUUUUUUAAAUUUGGCCUCUGAUCAUUUAGGUCAUGUAUUCCAGGUUAUGCUUGUAUAUCAAGAAUAUUUCAAAGCUUA